AUGCCGGCUAAAGUUAUUUUCCUUAUGGCUGACUAUGGGCAUGACCCUACCGAAACCGCGAUCCCCUGGCAGGUCUUCCAGACUGCUGGAUUAGAGGUAUCCUUUGCCACAGAGAAAGGCCAGUCACCAGUUUGCGACAACAAAAUGCUCUCAGGAUGGACCGGGACUCUGCUAGGGGCCAACAAGGCUGCGAGAAACGCCUACGAGGCGCUGUCGACAACUUCCCCCAGUUUUCAAAAGCCUCUGGCGUGGCAAGAUGCCUCUUUUACUCUGGAGGACUAUGACCUGGUCUUUCUUCCUGGCGGCCACGAGAAAGGCGUACGUCAGAUAAUAGACUCGUCUCGCGUCCAUGAGCUGCUGGCAAGAUACUUUUCUCUGACUAAGAAGCCAUCUCAAAAAGCAUUAGCAGCCAUAUGUCAUGGUGUGCAGGUGCUAGCAAUGGCGUCAGAGAGUGACGGUAGAAGCGUCCUGCACGAUGUCAAAACCACAGCAUUGCCAGCGUUCAUGGAGCAGGGUAUCUUCCACGCCACCAAACUGUUCCUCGGCGACUAUUAUAAGACAUACGGGGCCGGCACCGAUUCCGUGGAGGGCUUCGUUAAAGAGCGCCUAGCUGAUAAAGGGCAGUUUGCCAACAGCAUAAGUCCCCGUCCGUAA
Capronia coronata CBS 617.96 is the source of this 654-nucleotide messenger RNA. RefSeq lists its product as uncharacterized. The record is from RefSeq and is a predicted model, not a curated record. Lineage: Eukaryota; Fungi; Ascomycota; Eurotiomycetes; Chaetothyriales; Herpotrichiellaceae. Bases 1 to 654 code for a protein of 217 amino acids. The transcript is spliced from 2 exons.